This is a messenger RNA of Colletotrichum orchidophilum, 1179 nucleotides long. Its product is annotated as phosphoprotein phosphatase. The coding region runs from base 1 to 1179 and encodes 392 amino acids. The record is from RefSeq and is a predicted model, not a curated record. Gene Ontology annotation, molecular function: phosphoprotein phosphatase activity. The transcript has 2 exons. NCBI's taxonomy places the organism in Eukaryota, Fungi, Ascomycota, Sordariomycetes, Glomerellales, Glomerellaceae.
AUGCAAUCCUCUCUUCCCCGGAUCUUCGCCAGAUCGCAACAGAUCCGCCAACGCUGCUUCUUUAAAACCGCCGCGCGCCAGCGUCCAGGUCGCUCACCCCGCGGCUCCACUCGAACACACGAACACGCCGACAGUGAGAAAGAGCCUUCCCUUGGCUUGCGCAACUCUCUCUUUCGCAAUUCGAAUUCGAUCUACGGCCACAAGGCAGACAUGUCCAACCUACAAUGGUGGACCAAGCCGGCCCCGAUCAUGUCCGCCCCGUCGAACCAGCAGCCGAGCGGCAACGGCUUCAAGAUACCGGGCCUUGGCAACGCCGCCAAUAUUCCCUUCGCCUCAACCUCCGCGGUUCCUCUGCCCAGGCAAUCAGCCGCCGGAAACCAGUCUACCAUGCCAAAGGGACCUCGCGGGGCAGCCGCGGCGCCGCACAACCGUGACAAGAUCAUACCCCCAAGCGCCGCGUCAGGCGGCGUCCCAGAACCCACGCCCCAAUACCUUCAGCGCGCAUCCCUCCCGCCGACCCUCCUCUCUACGCCUCGGCCGAUCCUCAUCGUCAUGGACCUCAACGGCACCCUCCUCUACCGGCCCAACCGUCGUAACGCCACCACCUUUGUCGAACGGCCCCACGCGAAGCGCUUCCUGCAAUACUGCCUCGACACCUUCCACGUCGUCGUGUGGUCCUCGGCCCAGCCAAAGAACGUCCAGUCCAUGUGCGACCAACUUCUCCUCAAGGGCGGGCCGGGCGCCGCCAACGCUCAGGAGGACAGCGCCUCGUACCGCCGCCGCGUCCUGGCCGUCUGGGGCCGCGACAAGUUCGGCUUGUCCGACGCCGACUUCAAGCUCCGCGUGCAGGUCUACAAGCGCCUGGAGAUGGUCUGGGCCCAGGCGAACGUGCAGGCGGCGCACCCGGACGCCGCGUACGGCGGCCGGUGGGACCAGACCAACACUGUUCUCGUGGACGACUCGCUCGAGAAGGCGCGGAGCGAGCCGUACAACCUGCUACGGAUUCCCGAGUUCUUUGGAGACGCCAGCGAGCCGGGCUGCGUGGUGCCGCAGGUCCACGAUUACCUCAACCAGCUCUGUAAUCAGUCGGAUAUCAGCGCUUACAUGCGUACGAAUCCGUUCAAGCUGAACGACGAUUACCGGCUGGGGCAACACGAAAAUGUGCCAGGGCCGGCGUAG